Molecule: messenger RNA, 2301 nt
Organism: Protomyces lactucae-debilis
Lineage: Eukaryota; Fungi; Ascomycota; Taphrinomycetes; Taphrinales; Protomycetaceae
Exons: 2
Coding region: 255-2255 (666 amino acids)
Source: RefSeq, a predicted model, not a curated record
CUUGACCCUUAAGCCCUUCAGGGCUUGGCGGGAUAAUCCGUCAUGUUGGCAUCGUCGGCUUCUGUGUUCCAGAGACUGAGGACGGUUGCGGCCUCCGAAGAAGUGACUGGCCAUGGCAAUGACUCUGACAGUCGAUGCUAGAUAGCGCUGGCCACACCUGAAGACUCCACAUUGAAUAGUGACACUCCCAAGACCCAUAUCAAAGAGCACUCGACCAAGGUCUCUGCUGUUGUCGAAUUGCCUUUUACAAGCACAUGGCCGGUGCACCAUCCUCUUCGGAGGGCGCAACGCCGAAACGCAGCUAUACACAUUCGGACUAUGUCUGCGAGAAGUGUCGCAAGGCACAUCGCCGUUGCAAGCACGACCCAUCAGCAGACCCGACGUUUGAUCCGUCCAAGAUUCGCAAGCGUCAACGCCGGAAGGCGCCAAAUGCACUCUGUCAAAGUCCUGGUGCUACAGCGGCGCCCGAAGCGCUCAAUGGCAUAGCAUAUACAGCCCUCAUCGACACGCAUUCUAGAGCAUCCAUGUCACCAUUGUCCACAUCAGGAGCGGGCGGCGCGCAAAUGACCGACCAAGAGCUGUUGUCCAGGAUUCGGCCAAUAUUUCCACAGAACAAGCCUAUGCAGCAACAGCUGACUGACUUUGGCGUCGAUCUCCUCAGUGCCUGCCCGCCAUUACGUGCAGCAGCGGUCGCCUAUUGUAUGGGCUCACACAACAAGCCUUUUGUGAGGGCUGAGGUCGAGAGCCACACUCAAACGGCAAUUCGCCAGAGCAGCGCCUAUGCAGGUGCUGAAGGCGUUUUCACAGACUAUCUGCUCGCAUACAAUACCUUUGCUUUAUCAGGGGCCUUUACCGCAUACUUUAGCCAUACGGCUCGUACUAGGACAAGGUUGCUAUCAUGCAAAGAUGCUCGUCUGUCAUACCUUUUUGUGUCGGACCGUCACAUCGUGGAAGGCACUUUGGUACAACACGCCGAGGACAUCAAGCCCUUUCUAACACGCUAUCCGGAGUCACGCUUUGAAGCGUGGCAGUCUGGCAACCUUGCUGAUCUCCUCUCGCUCGUGCUAGAUGCAUGCAAUCUGCUGACCGUCCCUCCAUCAAUCACAGUCAAGGAUGUACUUCACCACCUCUUUUCUUUCAUGGUGACUCGUCCCGCGAGAUCUGAUGAGGCGUUCUCCAACCUGAUGUGCGAGUCUGUCUUCCUGCUAUGCAUGAGCAAGCGCAACAACGUGCCAACCUCGUGGCGAGACAGUCUUAUUGUGCAUACAAAGGAAGUUGAGCAUGGCUUCGAUAGCAUGACCUUUCCACGCAGGGUGCUCAAGCUCAUCGGGCACGACCUGGAGUCUUCCAUGAGACUGGACGAUGCCAAAAUGCACCAAAUGCGGGCGUUUGUCUUUGGCGACAGCAAGCUGACCGCGCUUAUCGAAGCAACGGCAUGUGACCACCCACUCAUUGAUCGAUGGUGGCGGGAGGUAAAUUGGGUCUUGAUCAAGACGGAACCCGCAUUGCUUGCUGCAGCCUAUAGCUUGAGAUUGUUGCAUCUACACUGGCCACAGCGCCGUCAAGAAGCCUUCGACUACGCCUUUACCUCGAAGCAACAGGCUAUCUUGGAUCCUAAAGCUAAGUUACUCUUUCACUUGUUGCACUGGCUCAUAACGGUUGCAUCAGGCGCCGGUAUUGAAGCCUGGCGACACCACUUUGACUGUAACGUCGACGCCUAUGUCUCGCUCGUCAGUAAUCUCGAUCAGCAACCAGACUCGUUCCGGCAAUACUUGAUGCACGCGUCUCCCGUCAUGACGUGUGCUCGGCGCGACCUCGAUCACUUCCCUUUGUUCCGCGAAGACUUUGAAUCGAUCUUCCCAGAGGUCAAUUUCAUCGAGGCUGCCAUCUCCUUUGGUAUUGGCGAGGUUUUAUCAUAUGUGCUACACACGACCAGGCUUUUCUUCAACGUCACUGGCGACUAUCGAGCGUCAUUAGCCUUGCAUGAGAUCUUUUUAAUUGGGCCACAACUUCGCGUCCUUGUCAACAGAACGCAACCACAAGGACUCUUCCGCAUAACAACGCUUGAGGCGGGUUUUGCUUUGAAUUGUCAUAUGGCUUAUCCAGGGCGAGCUGGCCCAGAGCUGCGAGAAUCCUUGGCAGGUAAAUUGAUUGAAACAGAACGAGUCUGUCAGCGGACUUUGCAUUUUAUUCGGUUUGUGCUGUCUGCAUUGGAUGGGGCCAUCUACCAGCCUAUGACUGCGUUGUACUCAUGACCAUUGCUAUCGUGAAUCAGACAUCAGCGCAAAUAGAAUUGUACCC